Messenger RNA from Trichoderma citrinoviride, 7563 nucleotides. RefSeq names its product PROCN-domain-containing protein. NCBI's taxonomy places the organism in Eukaryota, Fungi, Ascomycota, Sordariomycetes, Hypocreales, Hypocreaceae. Gene Ontology annotation, biological process: spliceosomal tri-snRNP complex assembly; mRNA splicing, via spliceosome. Gene Ontology annotation, molecular function: U2 snRNA binding; pre-mRNA intronic binding; U1 snRNA binding. The transcript is spliced from 2 exons. Gene Ontology annotation, cellular component: catalytic step 2 spliceosome; U5 snRNP. The coding region runs from base 236 to 7357 and encodes 2373 amino acids. The record is from RefSeq and is a predicted model, not a curated record.
GAACCUCAUCACCAAUCCGACCUUCUGCAUCGUUUCCGCCCUGGUCGUCGUCUGUUUCCAGCGAGGCCGGCAUCCGCAUUGUCAGAAUAGAGGGGCCACACACCAGACUCUACCGUGGCCGCGAUUCUGUGUCUGCAAUUCCACAGCUGCCAGCGCGUCUUUGACACGCGCCACGGCUCCAGGCCUUCAGGCAGGCAACCUCACGCAUUGCCUCUGAACGAGUGAAGGCGUCGCCAUGUCGCAACUCCCGCCGCCUCCGCCGCCAGGCUGGGGGCCUCCUCCUCCUCCGCCGCCUCCCCCUUCGUCAUCGCUCCCACCCCCUCCGUCGACUCCUGCUCCUCCAGCCCCGCCGCCGCCCGGCUACCGACCGCCCGCCGAUGCCCAUAUCGCCAGAUUUGCCCAGAAGAAGAAGGAAUGGCUGCGAAACCAGCGGAACAGGUUCGGCGAGAAGCGAAAGGCCGGCUUCGUCCAGACGCAAAAGGCCGACAUGCCCCCCGAGCAUCUGCGCAAGAUCGUCAAGGACAUCGGCGAUGUUUCGCAGAAGAAGUACACCAACGACAAGCGAAGCUAUCUUGGCGCUCUCAAGUUUAUGCCCCAUGCCGUUCUCAAGCUUUUGGAGAACAUGCCCAUGCCCUGGGAGUCUGCGCGAGAAGUCAAGGUUCUGUACCAUGUCAACGGCUGUCUUACCCUGGUGAACGAAAUCCCGAGGGUCAUCGAGCCGGUCUUCUUUGCACAGUGGGCCAUGAUGUGGACGUUUAUGCGAAAGGAAAAGGCCGACCGAAGGCUGUUCAAGCGUAUGCGAUUCCCGCCAUUCGACGACGAAGAGCCGCCCUUGUCAUGGUCUGAAAACAUCGAGGACGUGGAGCCGCUCGAGCCCAUCCAGAUGGAGCUCAACGAAGACGAGGAUGAGGCAGUCUACGAGUGGUUCUAUGACCACCGGCCGUUACUCGAUACACCCCACGUCAACGGACCCAGCUACAAGGCGUGGAAUCUCACAUUGCCUCAGAUGGCUGCCUUGUUCCGUCUCAGUCGGCCUUUGAUUUCAGACGUUGUGGACAAGAACUACUUUUACCUCUUCGAUCUGAAGAGUCUUCUCACAGCCAAGGCGCUGAAUGUUGCCUUGCCAGGUGGUCCGCGAUUCGAGCCCUUGUACAAAGACAUCAACCCCAACGAUGAGGACUUUGGCGAAUUCAACGCCAUUGAUCGGAUCAUCUUCAGGAAUCCUAUCCGAACCGAGUUCCGGGUGGCCUUCCCGUACUUGUACAACUCUCUACCCCGAAGUGUCCACCUUGCCUGGUACUCUCACCCCCAGGUCGUCUACAAUCGUGUCGAUGACCCGGAUCUGCCCACCUUCCACUUCGACCGCCGGAUCAACCCCAUUUCCUCACGCAACGUGGCGCCCAAGAAUGUGGAUGUGUCUCUCGAAGACGAAUUGUUCGGUCCAGGCAGCAACGAGGAGCCGGAGGACGAUGCUUUCGAGCUUCCCGAUGGCGUAGAGCCGUUCCUCGCUGACGAAGAUCUCGACAAUGACGAGACGUCUGCUGCUAUCGAGCUCUGGUGGGCGCCGUUCCCAUUCAACCGACGAUCCGGCAAGAUGGUUCGCGCUCAGGAUGUGCCCCUCAUUAAGCAGUGGUAUCUCGAGCACCCUCCUUCGAACCGACCGCCCGUAAAGGUCCGCGUUUCCUACCAGAAGCUGCUCAAGAACUUUGUCCUUAAUGAGCUACACAAGAAGAAGCCCAAGGCCCAGAACAACCAGAAUCUACUCCGAUCCCUGAAGCAGACCAAGUUCUUCCAGCAGACCACCAUUGACUGGGUGGAGGCUGGUUUGCAGGUUUGUCGCCAAGGCUUCAACAUGCUCAACCUUUUGAUUCAUCGAAAGAAUCUUACAUACCUCCACCUCGACUAUAACUUCAAUCUGAAGCCCGUCAAGACCCUGACCACCAAGGAGCGAAAGAAGUCUCGGUUCGGAAACGCUUUCCAUUUGAUGCGUGAGAUCUUGAGAUUGACAAAGCUGAUUGUCGAUGCGCAAGUUCAAUACCGACUGGGCAACAUUGACGCCUUCCAGCUGGCGGACGGCAUCCUCUAUGCCUUCAACCACGUUGGGCAGCUCACAGGCAUGUACCGUUACAAGUACAAGCUCAUGCACCAGAUUCGAACCUGCAAGGAUCUGAAGCAUCUCAUCUACUACAGAUUCAAUUCUGGUCCUGUCGGCAAAGGUCCUGGAUGUGGUUUCUGGGCGCCUGCUUGGAGGGUAUGGCUCUUUUUCAUGCGUGGCAUCAUCCCUCUCCUCGAGAGAUGGCUUGGAAACCUGCUCUCUCGUCAAUUCGAGGGUAGGCACAGCAAAGGUGUCGCCAAAACAGUGACGAAGCAGCGUGUCGAGUCUCACUUUGACCUCGAGCUUCGUGCCUCUGUCAUGGCCGACCUCUUGGACAUGAUGCCCGAGGGCAUCAAGCAAAACAAGGUCAACACUGUGCUUCAGCAUCUUUCCGAGGCUUGGCGCUGCUGGAAAAGUAACAUUCCUUGGAAGGUGCCUGGCCUGCCCGCCCCCAUCGAGAACAUCAUUCUUCGCUACGUGAAAUCCAAGGCUGAUUGGUGGGUUUCCGUUGCUCAUUACAACCGCGAGCGUAUCCGCCGUGGUGCUACCGUUGACAAGACCGUUGCCAAGAAGAACGUUGGCCGUCUGACCCGACUCUGGCUUAAGGCAGAGCAAGAGCGUCAGCAUAACCACAUGAAGGAUGGUCCCUACGUCUCAUCGGAAGAGGCUGUUGCCAUCUACACCACGACUGUUCACUGGCUGGAGUCUCGCAAGUUCUCUCCCAUUCCUUUCCCCAGUGUUUCUUACAAGCACGACACCAAGAUCCUGAUCCUGGCACUGGAGCGAUUGAGAGAGGCCUACUCAGUCAAGGGCCGCCUCAACCAGAGCCAGCGUGAGGAGCUGGCCCUGAUCGAGCAGGCCUACGAUAGCCCUGGCACGACUCUGGAGCGCAUCAAACGAUUCCUCCUCACCCAGCGAGCGUUCAAGGAAGUCAACAUCGACAUGAACGACAACUAUAGCACCAUCAACCCCGUCUACGAUAUUGAACCCAUUGAAAAGAUUAGCGAUGCCUAUCUCGAUCAAUAUCUGUGGUACCAGGCUGACCAGAGACAUCUGUUCCCCGCUUGGAUCAAACCUUCCGACUCCGAGGUGCCCCCUCUCUUGGUUUACAAGUGGGCUCAGGGUAUCAACAAUCUGAGCCAGGUUUGGGAAACUGAGAAUGGCGAGUGCAAUGUCAUGAUUGAGACUGAGCUGUCAAAGGUCUACGAAAAGAUGGAGUUGACGCUCCUCAACUCUCUGCUCAGGCUGAUCAUGGACCAUAACCUUGCUGAUUACAUCACGGCAAAGAACAAUGUUCAACUCACCUACAAGGAUAUGAACCACGUCAACAGCUACGGCAUGAUUCGUGGCCUUCAGUUCUCUGCGUUCGUGUUCCAGUACUAUGGCCUUGUCCUCGACUUGCUGCUCCUCGGCCCUCAACGAGCCAGCGAAAUUGCUGGACCGCCGCAGAGUCCCAACGACUUCCUGCAGUUCCGCGAUCGGGAAACGGAGACCAGACACCCAAUCAGACUUUACAGCCGAUACAUCGAUAAGAUUUGGAUCUUCCUCCGAUUCACAGCAGAAGAAUCGCGAGAUCUCAUCCAAAGAUUCCUUACCGAGCAACCCGAUCCCAACUUCGAAAACGUCAUUGGAUAUAAGAGCAAGAAGUGCUGGCCGCGAGACUCUCGUAUGCGCCUGAUGCGACACGAUGUGAACCUUGGACGAGCUGUCUUCUGGGACUUCAAGAACCGUCUGCCGCGAUCUGUCACUACGAUUGAGUGGGAUGACAGCUUUGUCAGUGUCUACAGUCGGGAUAACCCCAACCUGCUCUUCUCAAUGUGUGGAUUCGAGGUCCGCAUUCUGCCAAAGAUCCGAAACCAGAACGACGAGUUCCCCGUCAAGGACAGCGUCUGGUCCCUGGUGGAUAACACAACCAAAGAGAGAACGGCGCAUGCCUUCCUGCAAGUCACCGAAGAAGACAUCCAAAAGUUCAACAACCGGAUCCGACAGAUUCUCAUGUCGUCUGGCUCAACGACCUUUACCAAGAUUGCGAACAAGUGGAACACCGCUCUGAUCGCCCUGUUCACGUACUAUCGCGAGGCUGCUGUUUCCACGAUUGAGCUCCUCGACACCAUUGUCAAGUGUGAAACCAAGAUUCAGACGCGAGUCAAGAUCGGCUUGAACUCGAAGAUGCCUUCGCGUUUCCCCCCCGCCGUCUUCUACACCCCCAAGGAGCUCGGUGGGCUGGGUAUGAUUUCUGGUUCUCACAUUCUCAUCCCGGCCAGUGACAAGCGUUGGUCCAAGCAGACCGACACGGGCGUCACCCAUUACAGAGCUGGUAUGACACAUGCCGAGGAGACGCUGAUCCCCAACAUCUUCCGAUACAUCAUCCCGUGGGAGGCGGAGUUCAUUGAUUCCCAACGUGUCUGGACCGAGUACUCUCAGAAGCGCCUGGAGGCGAACCAGCAAAACCGACGUCUGACCUUGGAAGAUUUGGAGGACAGCUGGGACCGCGGAUUGCCGAGAAUCAACACUCUCUUCCAAAAGGACCGAAGCACACUCAGCUUCGACAAGGGGUUCCGCGCCCGAGCCGAGUUCAAGAUUUACCAGCUCAUGAAGAGCAAUCCGUUCUGGUGGACGAGCCAGCGACACGAUGGCAAGCUGUGGAAUCUGAAUGCCUACCGAACCGACGUUAUUCAGGCUCUGGGUGGUGUUGAAACCAUUCUUGAGCACACGCUCUUCAAGGCCACCGGUUUCCCUUCAUGGGAGGGUCUCUUCUGGGAAAAGGCCUCCGGUUUCGAAGAGUCCAUGAAGUUCAAGAAGCUCACCAACGCCCAGCGGUCCGGUCUGAACCAGAUUCCGAACCGUCGCUUCACUCUCUGGUGGUCCCCCACAAUCAACAGAGCCAACGUCUACGUCGGUUUCCAGGUCCAGCUGGAUCUUACCGGCAUCUUCCUGCACGGCAAGAUUCCCACGUUGAAGAUUUCCCUCAUCCAGAUCUUCCGUGCUCACUUGUGGCAAAAGAUCCAUGAGUCAGUGGUCAUGGAUCUCUGCCAAGUAUUUGACCAAGAACUGGAAUCCCUCGGCAUCGAGACUGUGCAGAAGGAGACUAUUCAUCCCCGUAAAUCUUACAAGAUGAACAGCUCCUGCGCCGAUAUUCUUCUCUUUGCCAGCCACAAAUGGAACGUCACCCGCCCCUCGCUGUUGUAUGACACGAAAGAUGUCAUUGAGCCUACCACGACCAACAAGUUCUGGGUGGAUGUGCAGCUGCGUUACGGUGACUACGACUCUCACGAUAUUGAGCGCUAUACUCGUGCCAAGUACCUUGAUUACACGACCGAUAGCUCCAGUAUCUAUCCUUCUGCUACUGGUAUCAUGAUUGGUAUCGAUUUGGCGUACAACCUGUAUUCGGCCUACGGAAUGUACUUCCCGGGACUGAAGGUCCUCAUCCAGCAGGCCAUGGCCAAGAUCAUGAAGGCAAACCCGGCUCUGUACGUCCUGCGAGAGCGCAUCCGCAAGGGCCUGCAGCUGUAUGCCUCUGAGAGCAACCAGGAAUUCCUGAACUCGCAGAACUACUCGGAGCUCUUCAGCAACCAGACGCAGUUGUUCAUCGACGACACCAAUGUGUACCGAGUGACCAUUCACAAGACGUUUGAAGGAAACCUGACCACCAAACCCAUCAACGGCGCCAUCUUCAUCUUCAACCCGCGCACUGGCCAGCUCUUCCUGAAGAUCAUCCACACCAGCGUUUGGGCGGGUCAGAAACGUCUCGGACAGCUCGCCAAAUGGAAGACGGCAGAAGAAGUGGCUGCGCUGAUCCGGUCACUCCCUGUUGAGGAACAGCCCAAGCAACUGAUUGUUACCAGGAAGGGUCUCUUGGAUCCCCUCGAGGUCCAGUUGGUUGAUUUCCCCAACAUCUCCAUUCGCGCGUCCGAGCUGCAGCUUCCUUUCCAGGCUGCCAUGAAGGUGGAGAAGCUGGGUGACAUGAUUCUGCGAGCGACGGAGCCUCAGAUGGUGCUCUUCAACCUGUACGACGAGUGGCUUAAGAGUAUCUCUUCGUACACGGCCUUUUCCCGUCUCAUUCUCAUCCUGCGCGCGCUCCACGUCAACCCCGACAAGACCAAGCUCAUCCUCCGGCCUGACAAGACUGUCAUCACGCUGGACCAUCACAUUUGGCCAUCGCUGAGUGACGAGGAGUGGAUCAAGGUCGAGACGCAACUCCGCGACCUCAUCUUGAACGACUACGGCAAGAAGAACAACGUCAACGUGUCCAGUCUGACGAGCACGGAAGUUCGAGAUAUCAUUCUGGGCAUGGAGAUUUCUGCGCCAUCAAUGCAGAGGCAGCAAGCUGCCGAGAUUGAGAAGCAGCAGGAAGAGCAGAAGCAGUUGACGGCUGUCACGACGAAGACGCAAAACGUCCACGGUGAGGACAUCAUCGUCACGACAACGUCUCAGUUCGAACAGCAGACGUUUGCUUCCAAGACGGAGUGGCGAACACGAGCCAUUGCAACCUCGAACCUGCGAACGCGAGCCAAGAACAUCUAUGUGUCAUCGGUGGACAGUGAUCUGGACGAUGUCACUUACGUGAUGCCCAACAACAUCUUGAAAAAGUUCAUCACGAUUGCAGAUCUGCGAGUCCAGGUGGCGGGCUAUCUCUACGGCGCCUCGGCCCCUGACAAUGAUCAGGUCAAGGAAAUCAAGUGUAUCGUUAUGAUACCCCAAAUUGGUGGCUUGCGCAAUGUGCAGCUUCCGCAGAAACUGCCCCAGAGCGAGUUCCUGGAUGGCAUGGAGCCCCUGGGUGUCAUCCACACACAGGCGGGCAGCGAGCUUCCGUACAUGUCUGCGGCAGAUGUGACGGAGCACGCCAAGCUUCUGGAUGCACAUGAAGAGUGGGACAAGACGAACACGGUGACGGUGUCGGUGUCGUUCACGCCUGGCAGCGUCUCCCUGUCUGCUUGGGGACUGACUCCUCAAGGCUACAAGUGGGGUGUUGAGAACAAGGACCUGCAGAGCGACCAGCCCCAGGGUUUCACGACUACCAUGGGAGAGAAGCGCAAGCUCCUGCUGAGUCCCAGAUUCAGAGGCUUCUUCCUCGUGCCGGAUGACGGCAAAUGGAACUAUAGCUUCAUGGGCAGUGCGUUUGCAGGGAUGGAGAAGAAGUCUAUCCACGUCAAGCUGGACACGCCGCUGCCCUUCUAUAGCGACCAGCACCGACCGGUCCACUUCCAUAGCUUUGCCGAGCUGGAGGAUAUCUGGGUUGAUCGGCCUGACAACUUUGCCUAAUUGGCAGGCGUUGGCACUUGGAAGAGAAGAGUGAGCUACGGGAAUCUUUGGUCUCUUAUUUCAAAAGAACAUGGGGGUGCGGCGGAUAUCGAGAUGUGAAAGCCAAAAAAAGGGACGACUUUAUUCUUGAAGGGUCAUUCUCGUUGUAUUUGAUGUGUAGGACUAUGGAAAAGGGCGGAUCUUAAUAGCAGAUUGGCAAGUGAUUU